Phaeoacremonium minimum UCRPA7 is the source of this 1959-nucleotide messenger RNA. Its product is annotated as putative siderophore iron protein. Lineage: Eukaryota; Fungi; Ascomycota; Sordariomycetes; Togniniales; Togniniaceae. Gene Ontology annotation, molecular function: transmembrane transporter activity. The transcript is spliced from 2 exons. The coding region runs from base 1 to 1959 and encodes 652 amino acids. The record is from RefSeq and is a predicted model, not a curated record. Gene Ontology annotation, biological process: transmembrane transport.
AUGGACCCUUCCCAAGACUUUGGUGUUCUCGCUGACGAGAAGGCUAUUCCUAAGGACAACAACACAAUCAACUCAGUUGCUUCACCGACAAAAGAUGCUAUACCCAUAUCCUCGGUUGGACAGGUCAUUCAGACUCGUGGAGUAACGCGCAUGGAAGCAGUCUAUCGCGAAGCCAAGCAGAGCCGCCUCUCCUUUUACUUGGUGGCCAUCUCUGUGCUUGUCUGUGCCUGGGCGUAUUCGCUUGACAGCUCAACGACCUACUCCUAUAGUCUUGAGGCAUCAUCGUACUACAAGGAACACUCGUCUGUUCUGUCCACCCUCUCCAUCGCCACUGGCAUCAUCUCCGCGGUGAGCAAGCCAUUCAUUGCCAAGAUUUCGGACAUUACCUCUCGCCCAUACACCUACUUGUUGGCACUAGCCUUCUACACGGUCGGCUAUAUUAUUGCAGCAGCUAGCACCACCGUGUCGGCUUAUGUGGUUGGUGAAGUAUUUGUGUCUGUUGGCCAGGCUGGUCUCGAUCUGAUCAACGAUAUCAUUGUUGCUGAUCUAACACCACUUGAGUGGCGUGGCUUCAUCGGCUCAAUGCUUUCCACCCCUUUCAUCAUCAACACAUGGUUCGCUGGCAAGAUUGUGCAAGCCAUAAAUGCCCGGGGCCAGUGGCGGUGGGGUUAUGGCAUGUUCGCCAUCAUCAUGCCCGUGGCUCUUGGACCAGCUAUCGCCACGCUAAUAUUCCUCGACCGCAAAGCGAAGAAAGAUGGGAUCGUCAACAUUGCCUCGUCCAAUGCAGAACGCCGUGCCGCUAAGGAUCUAGCUGAUCGCGAAGGCUACGAAGCACCGCACGGGGCGAUUGUGGCACCCGCCGCUACACCGGCCGGUACUUGGACCGAGAGUUUGAAGCGCAACCUAGAAGAGAUCGAUGCUUUUGGGCUGGUUCUUUUGGGUUUCGGUUGGUCUUUGCUGCUCUUGCCCUUUAGUUUGAAGACAUACGCCGAGCACGGCUGGAGAAACCAAUCCCUUAUUGCCAUGAUGGUUGUAGGAGGGGUUCUUCUCAUUGCCUAUGUCGUAUACGAAAUCAAGUGGGCGAAAAUCCCAAGCGCUCCGCGGCGGCUUGUUAUGAACAAAACAUUCGUUAUGGCGGUUGUCAUCGAUGGCUUCUAUCUUCUCGCCGGAAACAUGCGCUCGCUCUAUUGGUCGUCCUACGUUUACAUUGCCAAACCAUGGUCUUACCAGGACUGGGUAUACUACACGAACACUCUUACGCUUGCAUUAUGUGUCUUCGGUGUUGUUGCUGGUAUAAUACAACGCUGGACGCAUCGCUACAAGCUCCUGCAAAUCAUCGGUCUAAGCAUCAAGCUCAUUGGCAUGGGUAUCCUGCUGUCUGGCAAGCGCGCCACUAUAUCUACAGCAGCCAUGGUGAUGGGCCUCAUCCUAGUUGGCUGUGGUGGUGCGUUCUCCGUGGUGGGUUCUCGUGUCGCUUCUCAAGCAUCCGUACCUCACCAGGACGUUGCUCUCGCCAUCGCUCUCUUGUCACUGUGGUCAAAGAUCGGAGGUUCCAUCGGAAGCGCCAUCGUGGCGGUCAUCUGGGCUGACAAGAUGCCGAAGUACCUAAGGGAGUACCUGCCGGCAACUGCUACAGAGGCGGACGUGAAGAAGCUGUUCAACAGUGUCUCGUCAAUUCGGACGCUGUAUGCCUACGACGACCCGAUGAGGCAAGGCGCUAUUGAAGCAUACAGGCGAACGCUCUACUACUGCAUUACUCCGGCGUUGGGUCUCGCUUUCAUCCCGCUCAUUGCAGCCUUUUUCCAGUCCAAUUUCUACCUUGGAAAGCAGCAGAAUGCCGUCACUAACGUAGGCAAUGAUGGUCUCAUUUUGAAGGAAGAGGAUAGGAACCCGGAGCCACUACCUCCACCAGCUAACAAAAAGGAGGCGUUUUUGAGGUUCUGGUCCGGACAAAAGUAA